UUCGGAAAGCGAAAUCAAUUACGUCUGCAUUGCUUCUAAAUGUAGACACCGUACAAUUGAACUUAGCAUUCUUCCCGCUUAAUUUCUGUUUGUAUUCAUUCGGCAGCGCGUUUAGGCCGCCAACGAGUCGGGCCGGAAUCAACGGCGCCCUCACCCGCUGGACCUGGAAAGUGGAACAAAAUCCAAGAUCAACGUGGCCAUCAUGAAACCUUCGUGAAGUGCACAGGUUCUGCCGCGUCUCGCUUCCUCGCCCGUGACUCACGCAAGAGAGGACAAACCUGAUUGAAAGUCACGCGUCACACACCCUCUUACAUUUUAAACACAAAAAUCCUAAACUGCUAAACUAAGUGUGUAUUCUUUCAAUGAAUUGUUCACCCGCAGUCCACAGGGACUGAAGAUGGAAAUUAGCCAUGGACUAUAAUCUUGUACAGGCUCAGUUUAUUUCUUGUAAAAGCAGAAGCAGGAAGUGACGUGCCCGAGGAGCCCGAGGGUGCGACAGGAAGUGACGCUACACAAUCAAGAAUGAAAAGUGAAAGAAGCGAUGUCGCUCGAGGUCGCGCGGUCGUCAGCGUGAUGGAGCCGGCGGAGCUGCUGCUGAUCAAGGACCAGUACGAGCUGGCCUUCCGCUGCCUGAGCCGCGGCCUGACGCUGGACGAAGGCGGCAAUGGCUCCGAGGCCGCCGAGUACUACCGCAAGGGCCACCAGCACCUCAUGCAGGGCCUGGGCGUGCCCACCGGGGGGCCGCGUCACCGGGGGCCGCUGUGGGAGCGAGCCCGCGAGCUGCAGCGCAGAAUGCGGGGCGCCCUGGCCACCGUCAGCGCCCACCUCUCCGCCCUGGACGCCUCGCAGGCGCCCCCUCCCGGCCAGAGGCGGCGGCUGCUCAUGGACCUGACCCCCAGCCUUUACCCCGUGCAGCACCUGUACCCCUCCAUCCCUCCGCUCCUCCCGGCGAGUAACGCGCAGCCCGCCAUGUCCCAGCCGCCGGUGUACUCGCCCCGGCCCGCCGAAGGCCACCGCAGUCUGGCCGGCGGGCCGAGCUCGGCGGCGUCGGAGAGCGCCAGCGAGCUGCUCCUCAUCCCCGCCGGCGUGCAGAUGUUCUUCGUGGCCCCCGGCGGGCAGGUGAGCGCCCUGUCGCACCCCGGAUACCUUCGCAUCGUCAGCUUUGACGCCCAGCCGCCCGAUGAGAGGGGGCCCGUCUUCCUGGAUGUGUGCGGCUGGCUGCACUCGCUCACCCGGCACACGCCGGUGCUGCUGGCCCCCUCCGGCAUCUUCAUGCUGCCGGAUAAGCUGGCACCCGUGCCGGGCGCCUCUAUCGGCGUGGUGCUGUCGUCGCAGCUGCCCGCCGCCGACCGAGAAAUGUUCCGGGACCUCAUGACGCAGCUGAGUGACUUCAGGGUGCAGAGUCCCGACAGCGUGGGCUCCGAGGUCGUCAGCCUGAGUGAGACGGUCCCCCUCGGUCCUCAGGUGGUGUUUCCCGAGAAGGGGGUCAAAGCGCCUCUUCCGACUUGGAGUGAGAAGAUGGGCCAGGGACUCAUGACAGGGGCGACGCGGUUGGGCCACGAGGUGGUCAGAGGGGCCGAGGCCACCACCAGGGUCAUUCAGAAGGGGGCGGUGAAGAUCCGGGACCGGCUGACGCCCGAGGACACGCCCUCCGAGGUCAGCCCGCAGGUCUCCAAGGGCCUGCAGGUGGCCAAGCAGGCCACCGGGGGCGCCUUGCGUGUCAGCCAGUACUUGGUGGACGGUGUGAGCACGAUGGCGGAACAUCUGGCGGAGAAGGUGGCGCCUCACGUGAAGAAGCACGGGGCCAAGCUGAUCCCGGAGUCCAUGAAGAGCAAAGAGGGCGAGCCGUCCAAUCUCGAGGGAGCCAAAUUUGUGGCCGCCAGAAGCCUGCUAGGCUUCACCACCGUGUGGACCAGCCUGGAGACGGGAGCCAAGCUGGUGGGCAAGAGCGUGACGUCCGAAACGGUGGACACGGUGACCUACAAGUACGGCAACGACGCGGGCCAGGCCACCGACACGGCGCUGCGCUCGGUGACCGACGUGGGCGUGACGGCGUACAACGUGGACAACUUGGGCCUGAAGGCCAUCCUGAAGACCACGGGCAAGGAGAUGGCCAAAGGCAUAGUGAAGAGCUCCAAGGGCGCGCAGGCGGACGAAAGCCACGAGUGGACGCCCGGCACAUCGCAGGGAGGGCAGGCCGCCACCAAUGACAACAAGGACAAGGAAGUGCAGAAAGACAAGGUGGACGAGGGCAAAAAAGACACUUGAUAGAUAGAAAGCCAGACAUUGGACAUUUGGAAAAAAAUGCUUCAAAUCAGGUGGGGGGAGGAAUAGAAUUUCAGACUGUCUCCGAAGGCAGCAUCUGACUUAUUUAGAUGAUGUAUAGGUAGGCUGCUAGGACCAGUAUUUGGACAGACACACACAAAUAGACAUAUGAAGAUAGUUAAGACAGGUGCUUUGGAAACACAGAUCGAUAGUAGAUAAAUAAAUAGAUAUAUUGGAUAGAUGACUAUCUUUGUAAAAGCAGAUUUGUUUGUAUUGGAUCACGUUUGAUUGUGUACCGAGUCAGUGGACGCAACUUUCGCUAUAAUUAUAAAAAAAAAUUCUAAAUUGCUUCAUGAACAGUGUUUUUUUUUUUUUUUUUUUUUUUUAACAUUAUCCUUUCACCUUAAUAGCCAAAUGAUUAUUAUUCAAGUCAUAUAAAUUGUUCAUAAUCGAUGGUUAAUUGUCUUAAUUAUGCGCCACUGCGCGUUUCUCUGGCGAUCGUAACUAUUUAAGAGGCUUAUUGCCUUUCACUUCCGGUUUCGCUUGGGAGCCAACCAGUCAACCAAACGACUACCGAGUCUUUUGGUAACAUUUCCUUGCGUAAAGUGGAACUAUUGAUUGUUUUAGUCUGUCACUGCUUCUAAAGUGAAUAAACUCACUAUAAACGAUUAA
This is a messenger RNA of Phyllopteryx taeniolatus (common seadragon), 2937 nucleotides long. It is a transcript of the gene sparta, whose product is annotated as spartin a. Gene Ontology annotation, cellular component: plasma membrane. Lineage: Eukaryota; Metazoa; Chordata; Actinopteri; Syngnathiformes; Syngnathidae. Bases 523 to 2268 code for a protein of 581 amino acids. The record is from RefSeq and is a predicted model, not a curated record. The transcript is spliced from 11 exons. Gene Ontology annotation, biological process: negative regulation of BMP signaling pathway; cell division.